Kwoniella botswanensis is the source of this 531-nucleotide messenger RNA. RefSeq lists its product as uncharacterized. Bases 1 to 531 code for a protein of 176 amino acids. The record is from RefSeq and is a predicted model, not a curated record. The transcript has 3 exons. NCBI's taxonomy places the organism in Eukaryota, Fungi, Basidiomycota, Tremellomycetes, Tremellales, Cryptococcaceae.
AUGUUAUUCGUCGCUCCUUUACUCCCCUUGCUAUCCUUAACCUCAGCUCUCAGCAUUGUCAAUCGACGAGACGACACUACCUACAAGCACGCAAGCUUAGAGCUCACUGCAACCGGUAAAUGUCUAACAGCAGUGCAAGAUCAAAAUGGCGAUGUGAUCGAUGGGUUCCAGUUUGUCACUUGUACUGGUGAUACCGAAUGGAGCGUUUUCAAACCUGCUGAAGGACCCAAACAAAUUGGGUUUAUAUCCAGAUCGUUCACACCAGUGUUGGAUGCUGGUGAUGAUGGUAAACCCCAUGAUGUAUCACUUGAAAAACCUCAAUAUCCUCGAGAAGGUCAAAAGUGGUUGAUCAACUACGAUGGAAGGAUCUCGACCUUUAAUGGCACGUUGUGUCUGAGUCAGACCAAAGGCGCUCAUGGAGAUCCGUCGAUCAGAGCGGAAGGUUGUGGCUCAGGUGAAGAUAACAAGGAGUCGAAUAUCUUACAAGUCUGGAAGGUAGUGGAAUUUCAUGGUGAUAGCUCUUCUUCCUAA